Triticum dicoccoides is the source of this 1847-nucleotide messenger RNA. Its product is annotated as protein IQ-DOMAIN 14-like. The record is from RefSeq and is a predicted model, not a curated record. Gene Ontology annotation, molecular function: protein binding. Bases 537 to 1661 code for a protein of 374 amino acids. NCBI's taxonomy places the organism in Eukaryota, Viridiplantae, Streptophyta, Magnoliopsida, Poales, Poaceae. The transcript has 4 exons.
CCUCCCGCCUCUCCCUCCCCGCCCGCUGGAGUAGAAGUAGUAGUAGGAGUAAUCCGCUCGCCGCCGCUGCGGUUAUCCGUUCGAGGUUGAUGCGCUGCAAAGUUUCCUCUUCCGGGCUGGCUGGCUGGCUGGGCUGGAGUGACUCACGUAAACUUCGCCGCUCCGCUCCGGCCACCGGCCUUUCCAUCUUUUGCCGCUGCUCCCUUACCUGCCCCGCAACCGCGGGUUGAUUGCCUGCUUUAAUCUCGUGCCUUUCCUCUCUCUCAUUUUCCAGUCGGCCCCGUUCAUUUCUCCUGGAUUUCGCGUACAAAUCGCCCUUCCCUUUUCCAUUCCAAUUAAUACUGCACGAGCCGUGAUGUCGCGUACGGAGUCGACAAGCUGUAUAUAAGCCCUCGCUGUGUUUCUUCCGUCCUUCCUCUAGGUUUCUCCUCCCAUAGCUUCCUGUCCCCAAAAGCUCCUUUUCUCUCGACUCAACUCAACUCGGAGGAGCCUCUGCGCCAGUGCGCCGCGCCCUCGGGCAUAGUGGGCUAAGUAAGAUGGGGCGUGCCAUGCGGUGGCUCAAGAGGCUGCUCACGGGCAGGAAGGAGGCGCACGGAGGCGGCAAGGAGAUCCAUGCCGCGACCGACUGGCAUGACGCGGCGGUGAAGGAGUCCACCAAGAGAUGGAGCUUCAUGAAGCAGAGGAAGAGCGGGGUUGACGCCGGGAAGCGGCCCUCAGAGCCUCUCGCCGCCGCGCUGGAGGUGAAGCCAUGCCGCUGUGCCGGCGGCGAGCAGGCGGGAGCACGCGAGGAGAAGGCGGCCGUCGUGAUUCAGAAAGCCUUCAGAGGCUACCUGGCUAGGAAGGCGCUCCGCGCUCUCAGAUCACUCGUCAAGCUGCAAGCUCUGGUCCGAGGCUACCUCGUGAGGAAGCAGGCGGCCACGACUCUGCACAGGUUGCAGGCGCUCAUGCGGCUGCAGGCCGAUUCCCGCGCAUUCAAGAGCGCCUCCUACCGGAAAUCCAUGGAGCAGGAGAGGAUCGUUGCGCAAGAUGCUCGGAUGAGGACGCCGCCGGCCAAGCCGGGGCACCGCCGGAGGCUGUCCGACAGCACAGACUCCAACUACGAGCGCAGCCCGCGGAUUGUGGAGAUGGACACGUGCCACCUCCGCUCCCGGUCCAGCCGGAUGGUGAGCAGCGGCCGGUACGCCACCGAUCGCUCGUCCGGCCGCCUCGCCCCGGACGUGGCCCUGCCGUUCUCGCCGCGGUCUGUGAAGCAGCCCCCGCGGCUGUGCACCCGGCGUGAGCCCGUCAGGCUCGCCAAGACGGCGCAGAACACGCCCCGCUUCGGCGGGCCCGACGCGCCCUACACGUACGACUCGCCUGCCAAGAGCGUGGACGGGCUGGCGGCGCGGCCGGCCUGGCACCGGGACCUGCUCGCGAGCCCGCGGUACAUGGCGGGCACGGCCUCGUCGGCGGCGAGGCUGCGGUGCCACAGCGCGCCCAGGCAGCCUGAGGAUGCGCCGAGGGCGAGCCUGACCCAGCGGGAUGCUGGGCCGAGGAAGUCGAUGUGCACGCGGACGCAGCAUGGCGGCCUCUGCUUCCACAGCUCGGAUGCCACCCACACGCGCCGCUCCGACCUCAGCCACGACGCGGCAAGAGAUUAUUACUUGGACAGGAUGUGGUGAUCGUCUGAUCUAUGAGAUGGAGGCGGACGGACGGUGGUGUAAGAUACCAGUUGUUGCAAAUUGCUGGAUAGUCUCCGAAUUUUGUACAUGCUUAGUUGUUAAAUUUUCUUUCUUGAUGACAUCUACGAGCUGCUAAAGUGUUACUACAACCACAAUAUUUUGGGACGGAGGGAGUAUGUCUUAGCU